Molecule: messenger RNA, 479 nt
Organism: Gregarina niphandrodes
Lineage: Eukaryota; Apicomplexa; Conoidasida; Eugregarinorida; Gregarinidae
Exons: 1
Source: RefSeq, a predicted model, not a curated record
CUGAGGGCCGCGAACGAAUUGUUCAUAUAACGCGUCAUUCCCUCCGCGAAUCCAUCUCCCUGCGGGUAGUAAGCCGACGAUUAGAUCUUUUGGAUCUUAAAGCAGUCGCACAACGAUUCAACUCGGUUGAUGGCGUCCUUGGCUUUUACCCGUUAAGGGUCCGAAAGGGCGUCGGUUCGAAUCCCACCCUUGUCAAUGUUGGCUCACCCAAGCUCUCGAAUUCGAAAUUACUAAGCGAACGCUCUGCCCACAACCUAAGAAGACUGACGACUGCUGAGGCUACUUCACAGAUUGCAGACGCUGUUGACAGCUGCCCUGCACACACGCAACAAGCUUCUCAACAAGCAGAGCAACACGUGGAAGAAACAUUGUUCAGUGACAAAAAGCCAGCCGCAGUUAUCGAGGGGUGGUUCAAGGAAGCCUUCUACCGGAAUCGCACCUGGGACCUUUCGCUUACUAGACGAAUGCUCUGCGCCUAA